Messenger RNA from Fusarium coffeatum, 459 nucleotides. RefSeq lists its product as uncharacterized. Bases 1 to 459 code for a protein of 152 amino acids. The record is from RefSeq and is a predicted model, not a curated record. The transcript is spliced from 2 exons. Lineage: Eukaryota; Fungi; Ascomycota; Sordariomycetes; Hypocreales; Nectriaceae.
AUGAUAUUUGAUCAUAUCGACGAUAUCUUGGCUUUACCUCGUCAAGUUCUUGAAAAGAUCUGGUACUUCAUUUUCAAUUUCGGCGAUGUCGGCUACGAUGCAAAGAACGGUGCCAGGGAUGUCACCAACGAAGCCAUCAUUCGCCUAGCCAAAGCUCUCCCCAACCUCCGUACCGUCAGUCUUCCCAGCGCAGACAAAGUCGGCGACGAAGGCUUUCUCGCCUUGAUCUCCAACUGCCCGAACCUCAAGUUACUCGAGAUCACCCCCGGCAGCAGAUCAAGCAGCGUAACCAAAAUCACUGGGAAAGCGCUAGAUGCGUUUUGUGCCCAUCUAGAGUGGGCCCCGGGUCUCAAGCAAAUACUUAUCAAGAAUGAUGAGUCGAACAAGGAGUUUAUGAAGUCGGUGCGUGAGCUGAGCAAGCAGAGGGAGAAGCUGGUGGUUACGCUGCUUAAACGCUGA